CAUGAGUCAUAGCGCGGGGGCAUACAUGCCGUUGUACAGGAACUUUGUGCUGGUGUGGUGAUUACACCCUUACAGAACAAACAUGGUGGAUGAUAUGAAAGCAAUGGGGGUAACACUAGCGAAAUGUGCUGCUGUUGAUCUGGGCGUUCAGUGGGUCGGUUGGGCGCUUGCCUCUGCUAUGAAAACAGAAAAGUUUUUCGAUUUAGCAGGGUCUGGUACCUUUGUAUUGUUGGCCCAUCUGAGUCGUAUAUGGGGAGGCACGAGACAUUUGAGGCAAAAUGUACAGACUGGCCUUGUUACUGCAUGGGGACUGAGACUUGGGACAUUUCUCUUCCUCCGGAUCAUGAAGGAAGGACAGGACCGCCGGUUUAACAAUGUCAGAGAUAGCCCUAGGGUAUUUUUUGUGUACUGGACCCUGCAAGCUGUGUGGGUGUUUGUCGCCCUCAUGCCCACCCUCAUUCUGAACACGGAGCAGAAAGACAAGCCAUUGGGCCCUCGUGACUACGCUGGUUGGUUGAUAUGGGGGCUGGGGUUUGCCACAGAAGCCAUUGCUGACCAGCAGAAAUGGAAUUUUAAAAAUGACCCUGAUAAUGCUGGUAAGUUUAUCCAGCAUGGGCUAUGGGCUUAUAGCAGACACCCAAACUACCUGGGGGAGAUCUUGCAGUGGUCAGGUGUAUUCCUGUCUGCGUCUUCGGUCAUGCGAGGCCCUCAACACCUCAGUGUGGUGUCUCCUCUCUUUGUCUGGUUCCUGCUCAGACAUGCGAGUGGAAUUCCCAUUUUGGAGAAACAGGCCAUGAAGAAGUGGGGAGCUGACCCUGCUUUCCAGAACUACAUCAAGAACACCCCCCUCCUUUGGCCCUUCCCUUUGUUCUGAAACCUGAGGAUACUUUUAUCUUUUGCAUGGCUGAACCAUAUUUUAACUUUUGACUAUUGUGAUCUAUUUUGAUGAAGUUGAAAUAGCUAUGGUUUUAGUUUUUUGUGUUAAUUUACUCAUUUAAGCAUGUUAGGACCAUUGACAAGUAAAUGUAUGAAAUGCAUAUAAAACACACAAAAUACAGUACUUAAAUAAAAAAAAAAUUACUGAAUAUG
Colossoma macropomum (tambaqui) is the source of this 1089-nucleotide messenger RNA. RefSeq lists its product as uncharacterized. Bases 83 to 874 code for a protein of 263 amino acids. Lineage: Eukaryota; Metazoa; Chordata; Actinopteri; Characiformes; Serrasalmidae. Gene Ontology annotation, molecular function: oxidoreductase activity, acting on the CH-CH group of donors. Gene Ontology annotation, biological process: lipid metabolic process. The transcript has 5 exons. The record is from RefSeq and is a predicted model, not a curated record. Gene Ontology annotation, cellular component: membrane.